AUGAGAGAGUUACAAGAUGUUCAGAUAAAGAGUAUUAUUUACUCGAAAAAGAAUCAAUGGCUGAAAAGGGAUGCCACCCUUCGGCAACUUACUAAAAAUGUAACCAACCCUUCGAGUUUCUUCUCGGACAUUAUUCAUUCAGCACAUACAUUAUCGGACAUUUCAUGGAUUCCUUGGUCCAACACGCUUCGCCCGUUCAACUUUGAUAAUUACAUUAGUAAACAGAAGGUUUGUGUCGCUGAAUCCUGGAUAAAAAAUAUUUGCAUGAUCCCACAAUUGUGGUGGUUCGACGUUAUCUCGUGGUCAUGCUUCUGGGCCUCUUCCGUUGAGGCGUAG
Messenger RNA from Ambispora gerdemannii, 336 nucleotides. Lineage: Eukaryota; Fungi; Glomeromycota; Glomeromycetes; Archaeosporales; Ambisporaceae. The record is from the annotation of a GenBank genome assembly.